This is a messenger RNA of Cercospora beticola, 1478 nucleotides long. RefSeq lists its product as uncharacterized. The record is from RefSeq and is a predicted model, not a curated record. NCBI's taxonomy places the organism in Eukaryota, Fungi, Ascomycota, Dothideomycetes, Mycosphaerellales, Mycosphaerellaceae.
CUCGAUGGCCGUUGAGAUUAUAAGUGGCCCACGCAGAAGUCUUCUUAACUUGCAAAGCUUCAUCAUACACACGGACUUGAAAAAGUGAUAUCCCCGAUAAGUCCGAUCCACUGGGAAAUGCCAACAGCAUAUAUGUCGAGAAUGGCAUGUGUCUGGCUCCUCACUAUCAACACACAGCUAGCAGGACUGCGCUCUCGUUGAAACAACAAACAUGUCGAAGAACCACCCAGCCCUCAGUCGUUACCGCCAAUUGGCGCCAACCGCAUCAGUCAGAGUCUCUCCUCUCUGUCUCGGUGCGAUGACCUUUGGCGAUAAGCAGCAAGAGAGAUAUGGCAAAAUCGACAAAAAGACCGCUUUCGACAUCCUCGAUCACUUCUACAAUAACGGGGGCAAUUUCGUGGACACGGCAAACACAUACCAAGCAGGACAAUCUGAAGAGUGGGUUGGCGAAUGGAUGGCUAGUCGGCAGAACCGGGAUGAGAUCGUUCUGGCAACAAAGUACACCAGCGCCUACGCUCCGGCCCAACAGAACAUCAUCAAGGCGAACACUGGAGGUAAUGGGGCUAAAUCGAUGAAAUUGUCCCUGGAGCGCUCACUGCAAAGGCUCCAAACGUCCUACAUCGACCUAUUCUACGUCCAUUGGUGGGACUACACAGUAUCAAUUCCGGAACUCAUGCACGCAUUGAACGAUCUUGUUGUGGCGGGCAAGGUCUUAUAUCUCGGCAUUUCUGACUGUCCAGCCUGGAUUGUGAGCAAAGCAAAUCAGUAUGCUCGCGAUUAUGGACUCAGACAAUUUGCCGUGUACCAGGGGAUGUGGAAUGCCGCGAUGCGAGACUUCGAACGCGAAAUUAUUCCAAUGUGUCAGGACGAGGGCAUGGGAUUAUGCCCGUACGGAGUGUUGAACCAGGGCAGAUUCCAAACGAAAGAGGGCUUCCGUCAGCGAGAACAAAAUAACGAAGGCCGAAACUUCAUACAAACUUCUGAUCUGGAUCGCAAGGUUUCCGCUCACCUCGAGAGUCUCGGCGAGAAGAAAGGCGUUCCUCUAUUGAGUAUCGCGCUUGCGUACUGUCAGCAGAAAGCUCCAUACGUUUUCCCUCUCAUCGGUGCUCGAAAGGUGGAGCAUUUGCAAGGAAGUAUCGAUGCGCUGAGCGUACACCUGAGCGAAGAAGAGCUUGCUGAGGUGGAUGAGGCUUAUCAUUUUGAUCCUGGCUUUCCACACACAUUCUUGAGCGGUACCUUGUUCGAUGGAUCUAAGCCGCGAGCUGCCAAAUCGGCGGGAGAUGUUUGGCUGACGAAGACGCUUGGUGACUUCGAUUGGGUGGAGCCUGCAAAGCCUAUCGGAAGGAAGGAGCAAGAUUGACAUCACAGGAACAACAGUGGAUGUGGUCACGAAGACUAUACGAAUAGCGACAGAGACAAGCAAUUGUUUGUAGGCAAGUUUCUGCUAGACACGAAGCUACACAUUCUUUCAAUCCCAC